GUGGCGACAGAGAGCUGCAGUAAGAGAUCCAGUCCCUCUCUCUCUCCUCCAGGGCUAAAUCCCGUUAUCUGGGCGGAGAGACAGGGAGAGAGAGACCUGACCAUAUCCACCACACUGCCUCUCUGUUCUCACCCACAACUCCUCUGUGCAGGAACCGGCUAGUUAAUGUCAUCCAGACAGACAUCCUGAGGAGAGGAGAGGAUCUAACAGAACAAAGCGGGAUAUUUUACAGUUUUACUACACACACAGUGGAAAACGGGAUUAUAUGUUGCGUUUCUGCAGUUUUUGGACUCCGCUUCCUGCUUCCUCGCCUUGUUGCGCUACAGGAGCUCUCAUUGUGACUGGAGCGAGGAUCCCCUCCUUUUGUGUGGCUCUGCAGUUGUUUAUUCACACUCCAACUUCUGCCUCCUGUUUCCCCUAAGUGGAGGUUUUGUUUCAGUUUUUCCUUGUUUCGGCCUAAACGGAAUGAAUGACAAAAACAAAGGAGGUUGAUGUCCAUAACUCUCCGACUCACCUCGCCUUCGCCUCGCCCAAGGAACGGAGACUCCAUCUCCGGCAGAAGAUGGAAAGCGGAGGCGGGACGGAGGUCUCGGACAGCGGGCAGACGCAGCACGCGGUGCCCGCGCAGCAGCAGCAGAACCCCCGGCCUGAAGCUGCGGAGCUCCAGGCCAUGGUGUCCGCUCAGCCUCCGGGCGAGAAGAAGAAGAUAAACCGGGCUCCGUCCCCGGCCAGACCGAAGGAUGUACCCGGGUGGUCGCUUACUAAGAUUCGCGGAGGGAUUGGGACACCGACCCUGAGCGUCAAGCCGGGAGCUAUCCACCUGGGUAGCCGCAUUUCCAGGCGCAGCCCCGUGGGGAGUCUCGCUGGAAAGGACGGUAAGGUGGACAAGAGCGGUGGAGGCAAACCGGCGGGUAAAUCCUUCUCCUCCGCCGCCUUGUCUAAAACGGCCAAGACGGCCAAGAGCACCGGAGGGCGGAGGAAGGUGUCGGACGCCAGCAUAGGCUCCGACGAUUUAUCUAAGGACUCCGGCUGCACCACCGGGAAGCUCUCCCCGACCGACAGCAGCUCCGAGCUAUCGGACUGCGCCUCUGAGGAAAACAAGCUCUCCGCGGACGCUGUUAGCAGCGACGCCGAGUCGAGGAGCAGCCGGGGCGGGGGGCUGGACGGAGACAAGCCGCUCAGGGAUGGCGUGUUGGCGGACAGAGCUAGCCAACAAGCCGCCGCCAAGACCACCUGCUCCUCCGCGGAUAGGGACGACAAGGACCGGCUCUCCCUGGGUGUGGAGACCGGGGAGGGGAGCAUAUCCCCCGGCGACGAGCGCUCGGUCACCUCUUUUGACAGCAGGGUGCCUGCCAGCACAUCCCUGGCUUUCUCAGACCUCACAGAGGAGUUCAUGGACGGCAUGCAUGAGGAGUUUGUCCGGGAAAUAGAAGAGCUGAGAUCUGAGAAUGAUUACCUCAAAGAUGAGAUGGAGGAGUUGAGGUCUGAGAUGCUGGAGAUGAGGGACAUGUACAUGGAGGAUGACGUCUACCAGCUGCAGGAUCUACGGCAACAGCUGGAGCAGGCAAAUAAGACCUGCCGUAUCCUGCAGUACCGGUUGAGGAAAGCAGAGCGACGCUCUCUCCGCGUGGCCCAAACAGGGCAGGUGGAUGGGGAACUGAUACGAACGCUGGAGCAAGACGUCAAAGUGGCGAAGGACGUGUCCAUCCGUCUUCACAGCCAGCUGGACAGCGUGGAAAAGAAGAGGAGUCGUCUGGAGCAGGAGAACGAGGAGCUGAGGGUCCGACUGCAGGACCUGGAGGUCGCCAAACAGGUCCUGCAGCAGGAGAUUGACAAGAACUCCCAGAAGAAAAGAGGAGCACGACCCAACAACAAACCUGACAAGAAGCUCUGUCCACAGGAGGACAGUUCAGACCUGAAGUGUCAGCUCCACUUUGCCAAAGAGGAAUCAGCCCUAAUGUGCAAGAAGCUGACCAAGCUGGUGAAGGACAGCGAGGCCAUGAAGGAGGAGCUGGCCAAAUACAGGUCGCUGUACGGAGACGUCAACGCCUCGCUCACCGUAGAGGAGGUUGCUGACUCCCCCCAUACCCGUGAGGCAGAGAUCAGAGUCCACCUAAAGCUGGUGGAGGAGGAGGCCAACCUGCUGAGUCGACGCAUCGUGGAGCUGGAGGUGGAGAACAGGGGGCUGCGAGCUGAGAUGGACGACAUGAAGGGACCACAAGAUGGUCCUCAGGAGCUUACUGGUGUUGGUGGUGGUCUUGGCCUAGGAGGAGGAGCCAUGGUACUCGGGGGAGGGGCCUCAUCUGAAAACGUCAUGGAGCUCCAGAGACACCUCCAGUUUGUAGAAGAGGAGGCGGAGCUACUGAGGAGGUCUCUCAUUGAGAUGGAGGAACAGAACAAACUUCUGAUGAAUGAGAUUAACCGCUAUAAAUCUGACCUCCCACCUCCAACAUCCACGCUGUCGUCCAAUUCACUGGCGUCGCUAACGGACGGCCUGCUCAACGACAGCCCAGUGCACACUAUACAGGAAGGGGCGGUGCUUAUCAGCACAGACGCCCCAGCCCAGGAGGAGGAGCUCAGACUGGCCAGGCUUCAGAUUGGAGAACUGAGCGGGAAGGUGAAGAAGCUGCAGUACGAGAACCGAGUGCUCCUGUCCAACCUGCAGCGCUGCGAUCUGGCCUCCUACCAUUCGCCUUCCUCCUCCUCUUCUUCCUCACUACGACUGGCUCUGGAGACUGACGCAGAGGCUGGAGACUCAGCUGAGUGUCUCCCAAGCCCGCCUCACCGCAAAGAGCCAGUAGGGGGUGAGACUGACGCCCUGGAGAUAAAGGAGCGGAAAAAGAAGAUCGAGGACAACGCUGACGCACCAACCUCACUCCCAGGGUACCUGGGGCAGAAGGACCAUGAUGCCUUGCUGGCCAUGAGGGACCAGGCUCGCUUGGUUUCCACGGCGAUACAGCUCCUGACCUCCCCCGAGUCUAACUGCCUCUCCUCCUCCCCAUCCAUCUAUCACAAGGUCUGCAGCAACGAGGCAGCGGAGCCGUGUGACCUGGAGAAACCUCAGCCUCACAGCCAGAUUUCAGAGCUGUCUGACCUGGCGGACCGGCCUCUAGUUGGUGCUCUGACCAGCAGGCUCCAGGCCCUACACACACAGCUACAGGCCUUUGUGGAGCAGGUCGACAACCUGGGUAAACCUCCAGCAGGUGCUAGGGACCCUCAGGUGGAAGGAGCGUCUCCUCUGCCCUCACCCUGCACCUCCCUCCCAUGCUCUGGAGAUGAGCAGAAUGGACUGAACACUGCCGCGGAGAAGCAGCCUGAUUAUAGGGACCAAUCAGAGCCGGAGAUGAAAGGUCAAACUGAGGAGGACAGCCAAUCAGACAGCAAUGAGACGCAAAAGCAGGAAGACAGCCAGCUGGAACAGGGAGAGAAGGAGGCAGAUGAUGCACUGUGCAUCCAGUUCAGUGACCUCCAGGUUCGGCUGUCUGAAGCAGAGGAGUCGGCUCUUGGCACUCAGGGGGAGCUGGAGAAGGAGAGGCAGGCUCAAAGAGAAACCACUCUUAAACUCACACAGCUCCAGGACGAGCACCAGAAGGCUCUGCUCCGUCGGGACUUCCAGUUGCAGAGUCUGGGCCUCCAGGCUCGGCUUCAGCAGAAGUUAUGGAGCCAGGAGAGGACUCUGCUGGUCCAGGAGUCUCAGCACCUCAAACAGGCCCUGCUACUGCUCAGCCUCAAACUGCGCUGCUUCCUCAAACAGUGGAGGCUGGGCUGCAGGAAGGACACAGAGUGGAAAGACAUCUUGGAGAUGAACAGUCUGAAGGACCUCUACCUGCUGCUGGAGGAGGAGAACCUGACAAGCCCCGCCCACCAGACUGACAAGAGGGCUGCUGCAGACGAACAGCCACUCAGCCCCACUAUCAAGUCUAGCGCCGUGAGCAGCACCUUGGCAGACCUGAAGGUGGCGCUGCAGGAUCUGAGUGGAGAGUUGCGACAGGAGCGACAAGGUUCCCAAGAACUCACCCAGCAGUUUGCAAAGGCCAAGGCAUCAUGGGAGGUGGAGAGGACCGAAUUAAAGAGCCUCAUUACCCAGCUUGAGACCAAAGCAGGCAAAGCAGCAACAGCAGCUCUGUCUGCCUCUGAUGCAUUGGAUCCUCCAGACCUGAAGGUGGCGCUAAAGAGGGAGCGUGAGGAACAUCAGCACCUCCUGGCUGAGUCCUACGCAGCUGUGAUGGACCUAACUAAACAGCUUCAGAUUGGAGAGAGGAACUGGGGCAGAGAGAAGCUGGAGCUGCUGGAGAGGUUCGGCCAGGAGAGAGCUCAGUGGGAGCAGAGGCUGGGAGAGGCCACCGCACAACAGGGGAAGUCAAAGUCAUUUGGCAGCGAGUCUUCUGCAGACACAGUCGUCACUAAUGGAACAGGAUCAUCAAGAACCAAAUCCACAUCAGAGCUGGACGUUCCAGAGGUCAAUGGAGCAGCCAAUCAAGAGGAGAGGAUACACUUUGCAGCCCCACAGCUGGGUGACCUCACCAGGAAGAAUUGGACCUAUCUGACCAAUGAGACUCCAGAGGUUGGAGACAUCUGUAAAACCUGGGAUGGCCCCAGCGGCUCCUGCAGCAGCUUAGUGGCAUCAGAGCUGGAUCUGGAGUCUGUCCAGAGGAGCUACACUGCUCCAGACCGCACCGGCAUCCGGAUCUACUACAGCCCUCCUGCUGUGCGACGCAUGGAACAACAAAGACGGAGCCAGGAGGCCAAAGUGCCACAGCAGGCCCAGAACGGGAGCUCCUCCCUGGGACUGAGCGGCUCAAAUGUGGGCGUGGCUGCGGCGGAAACCCUUGAGGUUCAGCAGCAACAACCUUCAUCCUCCUUUUCAUCCUCAUACGAGCAGUGGCUGAGCUCGCUGUCCAAGCAGCACAGGGAGCUGCUGGAGAGCAGAAGCGGCUGUAUCGCCGGUUCGAUGCCCAGUGUUGCCAGCAACGGCGUUGGUGGCUCAGUUGAUGGGAUGACGGCCUCGUCAACUUUCCAUGGCCUGGAGAUCGGAGAGAUUUCAGCCAAUUUAAGUGAUGACAUGAAGGAGAUGACCAACUGUGUCCGACAGGCCAUACGCUCUUCCUCUCUGGAGAGGAAAUCCUCCAAGGAGCCUGGGAGUCAGGCUGUGGGCAUGUCCACCAGGUCCACACAGACUGCUGCGCAGUACGUCAGCAUCGGGCUUCAAACUGACCACCUUCCCAGCAGCAGGGGGACGGGGUUACACUCCAAAGCCUGGUCUCCUCGCCCCUCAGCAACCACCUCCUCGCUCGCAUCAGCCCGAACUCGUCAGAUUUCAACAUCCCUGGAUAAAGUUCACAGCCGCAUAGAGAGGCCAUGCUGUUCACCCAAGUAUGGAUCACCAAAACUACAACGCAGAGUGUCUUCUGGCUCCACCUCCAGACUAGAUGGGAGUUCCUCCUCCAGGGACCGGAGCCUGUGGAGCCUCCAGCAAAGAUCCAUCAGUGGAGGAGGAGGCUCAGCCUGGGCUCGCUCCACCACCACCAGGGACAGCCCUGUCCUGAGCGGCCUCACCGACGGCCUCUCCAGCCUCUUCAGCGUAGUGGAACACUCUGGAAGCACAGAGUCGCUCUGGAGGGGUGACGGAGGAGCCAGCCAGGGUGCCAGUCCAGCACGUCAGCCCCCUGCAGCAGGGAAACCCUCAGGUGCAGCAGUCUGCGGAUCUGACCCUGGCUCUCAGCGGUACGGAGGCCUGGUCCAGGAGUUCAUCAGGAAUGUCUGCAGCAGCCGUGCCCAGGGAGGAGUCACCCUGUCUGGGGAGAGAGCACAAAGAGACACCAAUGGCAGCAUCGGAGGUCUGGGUGUCUUGGGGAGUUUUGCCGGCAUGGAUGAGCCCAAGCCAGAGUGUGUGUCCGCCGGGAUUGGAGGACUCGGAGCUUUGGCUGCAAGCAAUGACAAUGUGACCAGGAUUGUCAACAAGAGGUUUAUGAGACAGACAGCCGGGGAGGAGAUGGUCAGUAUCAUGGGAGGAGGGAAAGAAGCGGUGAGCAACGCGGCGACUGCAGGAUCUGGGACAGAGGAUGCACCUUGUGACUGUGCUGCCCAGUCUUCCUGCGUCUCGCGACCAUCAAGAGCAGCAACCCGCCAUUCGCUCGGCCAGUGCAAGCACCGCCCACAAGAGCCUCCGGCAGCAACCGAAGAGAAGGGGGACACCUGCAACGAGUGAUGACACAUCUACUGCCAUGUUCAAAGACACGCAACACACACAAGCAAUACUGAUUCUUCACAAACACUGUACGCCACUGCCAUAAUAACCCACUUUUUCACAUCCCUCGCAUCAGCAAAUGUACACACACACCUACAGCCUGCCACACAGGUGCACUGCCAAAUAUAACACACACCGCUAGCACACUGCACAGACUGCCCCACAGACCCACUGCCACACGCACACAUUCAUAAAAACACACGCACACAUACACAGAACCCGGGCAAUAUUCAGCUUGUCUUGGACUGUACCAUUCUGAUGCCAAGGACAGGGAGGGAUGAAACCCCAACCCCAACAGAUCCAACCAACAUAAAAACUACCAGCAGGUCAUGAAACAUAAACGCACACAUAAUCUGACAUACUUAACUAAACAAGAACAACUCAACGAACUGAGGAGAGUCUAACAAGUAAAACUAUGAUGUCAGGACUGGAUCUACUAAAACCUUCCUCCCUCCUCAAUUUACACAAUAACAGGUACUACAAAUGGUCAGUUUUGGGCUGAGAAUCCACCCCAAUGACGUCAUAUUACCCCCAUGCUGUUGGACCAGCAGCCAUGUUGGAUUUACAAAUAAGCAAGGAGAAAGCGAGGACGUCGUCUCAGUCUGAAGAUGCAUUGAAAGUACACGUUACUGCUACAGUAUAAAACUGGAGAGGAGACGUCUGUCGCAGCUGGAAAGAUCUUCCACAUUGUGGUAGCAACACUAAACCAUCACUCGAGGAGUAAUCUGGAUGACACCUCAGAUGAUUCCCCUCCGAUCCUUGUCAUAAACACACAUGCUGUGCUGGGAAAUGCAAUUAUGCCUUUUUGAUUUAUUAGCACAAUAACAUUCCAGCGGGUGUCUCCAACACGGAUCUUAAAUCGGCCACGUCCUGAUGACACAUCUGCUUCAACUGCAGACUUCUAUUCAAUGUUUCUCCUAUUACAGUAGAUCCCAAAAGGAAGAACUCGAGGACUAUCGGACUACAAAUUCCAGCAUGACCAGAUUUGGACUCCAUUGAUGGAUGUUUGGACCUGUCAGCUCUAGAACGGAGACCAUUAAACUGAUUUGAGUGGACCUCCUACCAUUGUUGCUUAGUAGCAAACCUAAACAACAAAGAAGCUCCUGUCCACUGUGUUCCCAGGAGGACUUUGGCCACAAAAACAGGGACAUUUUGUGGCAUUGUAGCCAUGACUCAGACCUUGUAGAUGUAAGAAAAACUACUACUUGUUACCCUCUAAAGUCUGAUUUGGAAAAAUACUGUUUUGGUUUCAACCUGUUACCGCAGGCAGAAAGUGCCUGUUCGUUUCAUAUUUUGGAGAUAUUCCUUCACUGAUGUCAAGAUUCAUCCUGAACCCUUUGAUGAAGACAUGUGGUGUGCAGUUCUGCAGCACACUGUCCUGGAACACUGCAGUUGGUUACACUGAUUGGUUUCUGAUUGACUGCAACGUUACCUAAAAGCCCAUCUGCAGAGUUAAGUGGGUGUUGGAUAGAGAUGCACUGAUAUCACCAGUUUCAACUUACUUUACCAGUUUUAAAGAGUGCCUCAAACAACUAGUUUGGGGUCACGCUACAGAAGCCCAAACCAAGACAUGAGGAAAAAGUACGGAAAAUUAAGUCAAAGACUUUUGGAAUCUGAUUUACAUAAUUAGCCUAAUGCUGCGUUCACGUGUAAUCAGACAGCAAACUGGAUAUCACUUUAGUCAACCUGAGCAGGAUGGUAAAAUUAGGUGUGACUGGCAGAGAAUACUGUUUGUCCUCUGUGUGAAAUUUACACCUGGAUGUAGGUAGUUCCUUCACACAAGGAGAAAACAUGGGCAAUCUGGACAAUUACUGGAAAAAUUACAUCAAAUAACAAACAUGAAAUAAUCUUAUUCAGUCUAUUUUAUUACACUUGGUGUAAACAAUUCGACAUCGCCAUUUUAACAUAAGUUUUUUUUUACCGUCUUGUCAUUCAUCUGACUGUGUCUUCCCAUGCCAGAGGGUGUUGUCCAUUUGCCAUCUACCACCUGCCUGAUUCCAUGUGAAUGCAGCAUAAGACACAAUUACAUUAUUGACCUGAUAUCCAUCAGUUUUAUCGGUGCAUCCCUACUCUCUGUGCUCCAUGGGAUAUGAUGCGUGUCCAAUCUUGAAAUCUACCAUCAUCCAGAAACACCCUCUAACUCUAAAUCAUGUCCAAGGAGAAUUUAAUCAUGAUGCAUUCCUUUUAUUAGAGAGUCUUUCCAAGAUGUGUAUGUGUUCGUAUGUGCGUUUAGUCAUUCAAUUCUCAGCGUUCCAAUAUACCUAUCAUUUCUAGGUCUAGCGAAGGGGAUAGUUUAAAAAUACUUCCUCUUUUCUCUCUGCUCAUUUCUCACGCACAACUCUCCUCGUGUUGUAGUGCAACAGCGACGGCGUAGCUACUGUACGAAAUCUAUAGGCAUUUUGAAGAUGUAGCAUUAUAACGUGAUCUUGGUAAACAACAAGCUAAGAGCUGUGACUGUCCAUCUGCAGCCAGAGUAGUUAAGAGCACUGACAGUUUUUACUUUUUAAGAAAUAUAUUCAGGAUUUUUUUUUAUUUAUUUAAUUUGAUAAAUUUCAAAUUUAAAUGUAUAUCCUUCUCUACCUACACGGCAGUCAGAUCCAAUGAUAUAAAAUGUCUUAAAGUAGGAUGUCUGCACACUUAAGAGAAGUAUCUGGGGAAAGAAGUAAAAGGCUGUAAAAUAUGUUACAUGGAAAAUGACAUAAAUGUUCUUAUUGGUGAAUUGAAAACAAUCAUAUUUGAAAGGGAUGUCAUUCCAUUGCUUUCUCUUAUCCCUUUGUUUGCCAUGUCGCUCUCUUUCUAAUCAAUCAACAGAUAUUCAAAGUGCCUGUCAGAUUACCUAUUCGUCAGCUCACACCAAAACUGGACUCCAUAUAUAAAACUCAAACCUAGCAGGCCUUUUUUUUAAUGGGUAAGAUUGUUUUUAUGCACAUAAUUGAGAUCAGGCUGUACUAAAGCUACAAUAAAGUACUGUACCACAGUGGAGCGAGGACAAGAUGGUUUACAGGUAAAGUAGGAUAUAGUGUGUUAACUUUUUUUAUACCAAGGGUUAUUUUAUCUCUGGAAAGUAAAUUAUUUUUGUUUUUGUUUAUUUUAUAUGGAUGUUUUUGCUGAAAUAUUAGCCUGUUUCUAUUCUUUCUAUUUAGUUAUCAUGGUGCUACUUAGUGUAAAGUCUGCUGCGGGCUCGCCAUCUAUUUGAAUCUGUCUCUCCCACUGUUUGUGUAUGAGCUGCAGUCGAGCGUUUCUCCAUCUCUGCACACCAUUUAAUGACUCAGCAGUUUAAAACAGGGCAUUACGGUAACAGUGCAUGUAUUUAAAUAACACAGUGAGGAAAACCCACAGUCUAAAUGCUGCUUGUCUGUCUCCACUCCAGCCCUCACUGCUGGUAGAAAAUCAAACGUCUGAAACCGGUCACUGCUUCAAAAGCUAGCCGCCACAGGAAUAGACUGUCUGAUUUUUGACCACAAUUAUACAACAGGUAGUUUUAGCCAAGCGAUCUGAUGAAGUCAUAUAAGCCCAUUAAAAUGCUUCCAAGUGUCCCAAAAAGCACAGCUAAUAAGGUUGAACACACAUCCAUUCCUCUCUACAUUCCAGGAUAUCUUUUAAAGCUUCGUAGUUAAGUCACAAAAUUAAAGACCACAUUUAGUGUAGUCACUGAAGACGAUUAUCUUGAUGAUGAUACCUUUUGUGUUUUAACAAAAAACAGUAGAAAAGGGGGAAAUGCUAACAAACAGCUCCCUAAGACAUGGCUCGCUAACAAGCUAACAGGUCAACUUAGCAAUGCUGCUACAAUACGCUUAAAAAUGGGACAAUUUUAAGGAAUACUCCAAUGAAUUUCCACAGUUUAUAGCCAUAAACAUGGCUCUGUAAAGUUUGUAGCUUGUUUCUUCGCAGCUGUCAUAGGUUAGCAACUUCAGGGGAUUCCAACAGUGACCCAAUUCUCAGUUUACCACUCCUGCAGCAUAACCAACUACUUUGCCACCCCUCCAUAUGUUGGCUAGGUUUCUUACAAUCAUAUAUUUGCUAUAAUGUGGCUUAAUAUACGGUUUCUGUUCUCAUUAGCAUGGUUAGCUAUGUAUGCUAAUGUAGCCGCCAUUUUUAAACAAAGCUUUUGAGUGAAAUAUUCCUAGUCAGGAGGUCUGGCACAUUUUAUCAAACCUCAGUUCAGAUACAUCAAGAAUACGGAAGCUCCACAUCUGGUGUUAACGGGCACACUUUCCCAAAAACAUGACGAACAUACCAACAAAGUUGGUUUAAAAUCUGUAUGGUUAGCCAAGUAAACACUUGACUACAGACGUCCAUGUUUCUUCCAACCAAGAGCUUAAAAUAAUCACGAUUGGUAAUGAUACAUUUCCCACUUCUGUCAAACACUCGCCACUAAUCCAGCUUCUUACAGCACAUACUGCGUCUCAUAGCUGACUAGCUAGCCAACAUGUCAUUAUCUACACCCAAAA
Molecule: messenger RNA, 10698 nt
Organism: Epinephelus moara (kelp grouper)
Lineage: Eukaryota; Metazoa; Chordata; Actinopteri; Perciformes; Serranidae
Gene: mtcl2
Product: suppressor of glucose, autophagy associated 1
Exons: 24
Coding region: 470-6208 (1912 amino acids)
Biological process (GO): regulation of autophagy
Source: RefSeq, a predicted model, not a curated record